AUGGGUGCCAUCCCAAGCGGCGUGCACAGCGGGGUGGGCCUGGCGGCCUACAGGCAGGCGCGGCGGGGCUUCGCCAGGAGGGUGGCAGCGGGGCUGAAGCCGUCGUCCCUCAGAGUGCGAAGUGACAAGUCGAAUUUCAACGACAUAAUAAGUAGGUACUUCCCGAAUGCGAAGCUGCGAAGGGGUCCAAGCAGGCGUAGCGACGGCCCAAGCAACCACAGCGCAGGGGAGAAGUACUUCUUGUCCGCAAAAAUGAAAAGAAAGGCGGGCUUAAGCGGCGGUAAUAAGGGUGUCGACUUCGCUGCGGUGGAAGCGGGAGGGGGGGCCUCCCUCCCGGUGAGCGGCCUCACAGAUUGUAAGGCAACCCCGGCGUCUGAAGAUGCAGCCACGGACGCAGACAUAGCCACCGCCGCAGCCACCGCCGCAGCCACCGCGGGAAGGACAGAGCCGAUGGAAAUUUCGAAGGAGGACCACCAAAUACAAAAGUACAAAAAUAAGCUGCACAAGAGAAUCUGGAUUUGCCUUAAGCGGAACAACGAAAAGGAAUUUGAGAGACUGCACAGCGAGCUGAGCAGGUACCACCUAAAGGAUGAAGUGUCCUACUCGAUUUUGCUGCAUGGGAGGCUCAUCAUUUCCAAAGGGGGGGAGAUAAAGGAGUGCUUCAAACUGCUCGACGAAAUGAAGCAAAACAAGGUGCACCACUCAUUAGUACGCUUAAACGAACGGCUGCUGUGCAGCUACUACGAAUUGACAAAGUUAAAUGCGAAGCCGAGCAACAAGCAGUGGGUCAAAAUAUUGAGGACCGUUUGGUUCACCUCUGCUUUGAUUAAGGCGAGGAGGCAGAAGUUCGUUCUGCGGAAUUUGUCCCAAAUUGGGAAGAUGAAAGGGGAUGGCAACUCUGCUUUGCUCAGCAACUUUAACAAGGUGUUUAAUAUCCACAGUUUGAAGUCGCUGUACGUGGGGGGCGGGGACCCCCUCCUCGGGGGGGGGGCCCGAUAG
Molecule: messenger RNA, 999 nt
Organism: Plasmodium vivax (malaria parasite P. vivax)
Lineage: Eukaryota; Apicomplexa; Aconoidasida; Haemosporida; Plasmodiidae
Exons: 1
Coding region: 1-999 (332 amino acids)
Source: RefSeq, a predicted model, not a curated record